Prorocentrum cordatum is the source of this 525-nucleotide messenger RNA. NCBI's taxonomy places the organism in Eukaryota, Dinophyceae, Prorocentrales, Prorocentraceae. The record is from the annotation of a GenBank genome assembly.
AUGGCGCGCCGGCUGGAAGCAUCCUGUCCAUCCCGGUCAGAGACAGGGCGGAGACCAUUAAGGCACGGGUGCCCGAGGGCCUCGGGCCGGGCGCCACGCUGGUGCUCACGCGGCAGGAGGGCAGCGACGUCUGGGUGGUGGGGGAUGGUGCCGAAGGGUCUGUCCAGGUACGUGGGACAUUUUGAUGUCAUUUACACCAACAACACGUUGUACGACAAGAGUCGCAUGAGGGACGAGGUUGAUGUCGAGGCGAAUUCGAACGACGUCAUGAAGAUGCUCAAGCACGACGUCACGAUCGAGGGCACCGACGCGGGCCUCUUCGGGGCGGCCGACGCCCCUCACCAGGCGCGCCAGGACCUGGCCCGGCCAGACCCGUCGCUCGUGCCCGAGGGGCCUGUGGCGUACACGGUGCGGCUGGACACCACGGUCGGGGUCAUCGACCUGAUCAUCCGCCCGGACUGGGCUCCGUAUGGUGCGAGACGCUUCCUGGAGCUGGCGCAGGUGGAGGGUUGGGAGAAGGAGUGA